CUCUCAUUGGUCUGUGUGUAUAUGUGUGUGUGUAUACACCUGUCAGUCAGAUCUUGAUCUGAGCGCACAGCUGAUCCACUCGCAGCGAUGCCUUUUCCUUAAGGUAGUAAUCAGGAUCAUAUGCAAACAUACCGUUAGAUGAACCUGCCGUAAUCUGAGCGUCUGAGUAAUCACACUUUUUUCGAUUGUGACUUCACCUUGUUUUCAAAUCGAGGUGUUGACAUCAUCUUGAUCAUACAUCAGGAGUUAUUCUCUCUACUUAAAGCACAACAGAUAUCCAGCAAGGACAACAUGGAAAAUUUAGCCCAGGAGUCCAGAGCUGAACGGAUAGCUCGGUACAAGGCGGAGAGAAGGCGGGAACUGGCUGAACGCUAUGGCAACCAGGAAGAGGAGCUUCCAUCGAAGUGGUCAAGAAGAGAGAGGGAAGGACGGGGCGUCCGUGAUGCUACCUGUGCAGAUAAAUCACUUUCAGAAGGAAUAAAUGGAGGAACGGCCACGAAUGGCACAAUACCACUAGAAGAAAGGACAAAUUCUACCAAAAUCUCCAAUGGGUGUACCAACAGUGUAGAGAACGCCCACCAGACCAGGGAAUGUUUGUUUGGCUUGUCAGGUGGGAAAAACCCUCCAGACUCCCAUGGGCUCUCGACCCCUGACAAACCCCAGUUACACACUCAUGUAUCAGUAGGCCAGCUGAAGAACAACCUGCUACAGCAAACCUCCAAACCAGCGCCACCUGACAGAGUUGAUGGUGAUGUGGUUGCCUUUACUCUUGAUCUUGCGGUUCAACCAGUCGGAGAAGGAGGUCGCCGUCGUACCCGUCGCUACUUGCCAGGAGAUCCCGUGGGGAGUCGCAAAACUAGCGAACGCUUUCGUACUCAACCCAUUACAGCAUGUGAGAAACAUGACAGCUGCGGAGUAACGGACAAUGAAAAUCAGGACGACUCACAAAUGGAUGUAAAGACGGAUGACAGAGCCAAGAUGAGUGUAGCUGCCAAGAUGUCUCUGUUUAAAGAGUUGGAGAAGACAGCUUCACCUGAUGCCUCGUCCUUCCUCAAACCCCGCUCCAGUUUCCAUGAGCGCAGAGUUCGCCGUGGCAAUGAUACCCGUGCACUAACUCAGCCAAUCACCUUUGAGGAAACAACGAUAGCAGCGAGUCCUCAGUCAGGUGAGUCCCAGCCUCUGCAGACCGAGCCUGAGGUGGAAGAUGAUGCCAGCUGUAAACUGUCUAUGAGUGAGAAACUGGCUCUUUUCAACAAACUGUCUCAGCCCAUACUGAGUGCUACGGGGAAUCCAAUAGGAGAUAGCGGCCCUCAAGAGCCCAAUGAGAGACGGAGACAGAAAGGAGCACGUUACCGCACACAGCCCAUCACUAUAGAUGAGGUCAAUUUGCUUCAGAAGGGGCCCGUUCAGCUUCCUCAUCUUCAUCUCACGCCUCAUCUGUCUGACCGACAGCAGUCUCUAUCCAUCAAUCUGAAGCCCAGUGAAGUGCGUCUAAACUCUUCACAGGAGCAAGUAUCCUCCUGUGAACUUACUAGUGCACCCAGUCAGAAGCCUACAGACGAUGGUAGCUCCCAUAAUGCAUUGCAGCGAGGCACUCAGAUCAAAGGCAUUCUGAAAAAGAGCUCAUCCGAGGGAGCAGUAUGGAGGAGAGAAACUAGAGACAGAGACGACCUGAAUGGAGAUGGUCAGGGGCAGAAUGGGGGAGAGAGGAGAGAGAUGAAUGAGGAGAAGCGUACCAGCGUGUCACCAGUGAAUCCAUCUGUUUCUCUGCUCUCUGCUGCUCCCUGGAGACAGAGGGCAAGAAAGGACCCUAAUGGUUCCUCUGUCAGAACACGAAGAUCUGCACCAAAGCCUAAGGAACGUCUGUCUCUAUCAGAGGAGAUGGCGGUCCAUACCCAGACUACGGAGCAUAGUGGUGCAUCACCGAUUAGUGACAGGCUGACAGACUCAAGAGAAACGAAGGAAGAGGAGAUGCAAGGUGAUGGGGCAAAGUGCAAUAUGACUGUAAACACUGAACCACAGGAUGAGGCUGUCAGUACAGUUGAGUCUACACUACAAACUCAAUGCUGGGAGCCUGUGUUCUCAUCUGUAUACUCUCGCUGUAACUCCACACCUCAAUAUGUGAUGUGUUUCAAUGAGAGGAGUCUUUCUUAUGAAGCCCAAGAGGUUUUAUCUCCCUCUCAAUCCCAACCACAAGCUACGGGGAGAGUCAAGGCAAGCUGUGAGGAAGAAGACUCUCCCAAACAUGACCUUACUGAGACACAAACCAUUUUCCCACAUGAGUUCACCGAAAGCCUGCAGUGUAGCUCUGAUAUGGCUAAAGAGAUCAUGACCUCUGAACCCUCUUCACUGCCAGCAUGUCAGACCAGUGGAGGAGACACAGAGCCCGAAACCAGCUCUUUCUAUCAAACAAACACUCAAAUUUUGAGUUCAGCUGUCACUGAACACAGACGUUCAGUGCGGCCGUCCCGCAGGACCCAGGGUUCGAGGAAUCCAUUACGCGCUCUUGCAGCUCGGGAAGAUAUCCAACAGGAUUUCAUGCAGCCUGAGGAUGACCGGCAAACGGAGAAUAAUGGUGAAACUAUGAAGAAUUCAAAUGGCACCACACCUGAUGAGGUCACUUCCUGUGGAAAAGUGAGCAGACCUACAGUGCCAUACAACAAUCUCAUGCUUAUACAGGUUAAAGGAUGGAGGCACGUGCAGGUGCGUUUGGUGGAACCCGUGUCACGAUCUCUUAACAGUGGCGACUGUUUUCUGCUGGUCACACCUUCACAUUGUUUUCUCUGGACUGGAAAAUUCUGCAACACCAUUGAGAGAGAGAAGGCAUCUGAAACGGCCUCUUGGGUUGUGUCCCAGAGGGAUUUGGGUUGCCAAGCGACAGGUAUCAUUCACCUGGAUGAAGGUGUAAAUACAGACAGUGUGCAGGCAGAAGAGUUCUGGAAACUUCUCGGUGGACAGACCCAAUAUAAAGGUCCUGAUGGUGCUGAUGAUGAUGAACACUAUGAAAAAGCCAUAUCAGAGUCAAACUGUAUUUAUAAACUGCAGGGAGACAGACUUAUACCUCAUGAGCAGGCCUGGGCCUCUAUACCACACCUCUCUCUAUUGGACUCCUCUCAGACUUUGUUGUUUGACUUCGGCAGUGAACUUUAUCUGUGGCAUGGCAAAGACGUUGGGCCGAGCGAGAGGAAACUGGCGCUGCAGCUCGCUCAGCAGGUCUGGGACGGAGCUUACGACUACAGUACCUGCAGGAUCAAUCCUCUGGAUCCCUCUGGUGGAAAUAACCUGACGCAAGGCACUGGCAGGCCGGACUGGGCAAUAUUUGGACGUGUGUUUGACCAAAAUGAGGCGGUACUGUUCAAAGAGAAGUUUGAACAGAUAAGGCCGAAUAAGAAUAACUUUACUCCUUCCAUUCAAGAGGAAGUUCAGACCCCCUUUCUUGAAUCCCAACCAAUGCUUGUUGAGCAGUGGUCAUGUGAUGCCAAAGCUCUCUUUGGUGGAGCCGGUUUUUCAGAGCUGUCACAGAUCGUUCCGGAUGGGGUGGAUGUACGAAGAGGGCGGGACCUUGUCACGCUAAGCAAUGGUCAACAGGCAGAGUUACGUACCAUAGCGAUAAAAAUAUGGCUUAUUGUAGAUGGUGAAGAGCGUGAGGUGGACCCGGAGAGUUUUGGACAGUUUCAUGAAAACAACACGUAUGCUAUACGUUGGACAUACAGCCUCACAAGUGUGGGUGAGUGUAAAUAUGUUUAAAAAAAAAACCAAGACAAAUCUGCGCUUUUCAUUUGGAAGGGGCGGCACUCAGAUAUCAGUGGGCGGGAACUGUCAUCAGUGCUGACCAAACAGUGUAGUCCGCAGAUGUUUGUAACAGAAGGGGAGGAGCCACCCUGUUUUCUGCAGCUGUUUCAGGGAGGAAUGGUCGUUUACAGACAACAUGGAAACAGGGAUGUAGGAGGCUGGCGUCUGUUCUGUGUAAGAGGUGAUGUGCCAGUGGAGGGCAGUCUGUUGGAGGUCGAACGCUUGUGCUCCAGCCUCAGGUCUCGUGGUUCUCUGAUCAUGCUGAACAGCCAGGAGGGGACGAUUUACCUUUGGCAUGGCUGUAAAGCCCACAGCAAAGCCCGUCAGGUGGCCAAGCAGACAGUCCAACGCCUCAAAGAAACGUGCCCACCUGAGUUAGGUGUGAGAACGGGCGGCUUUGUAAAUGUCCAGGAAGUGGAGGAAGGAAAAGAGCCAGCAGAAUUCUGGAAUGCGAUUGGACCACAGGACAGGAAGUCAUAUGACUGCAUGUUACAAGAUCCUGGUAAAUUUAACUUUACCCCCCGCCUUUUUCACCUAAGUGCCCACUCAGGAACGUUCAAAGGGGUGGAGCUAAUAAGCCCCUCACAUGUGAAUGGUGUCAUUACAGCAAUGCCCUUCCUCCAGGACAAGUUAUAUGAUGUGCCACAUCCAGCUCUGUUUCUGCUGGAUAACUUUCUGGAGGUGUAUUUAUGGCAAAAUAGUGAACCCGGAGCCUCACAGCGCCCCCAUUGGGACAAAGAGAAGAAGUGUGCCAUGGAAACUGCCUUGCAGUACUGCAAAGAGAGAAAUCCCAGACGGCCUCCAAUGGCGUACCUAAUAGAUGAAGGGGCGGAGCCUCUCACAUUCACUAAUAUAUUUCCUUCAUGGGAGAUGAGACCGACAAAGGUAUUGCAGGACUGCAUGGUGCGUAAAAAGCUGACCCUGGUGCAGGAUGCCCUAGCUGCCCUUAAUAGGACCCAGUUUCCCCUGGAGGAUCUGUUAAAGAGACCCUUACCUGAAGGAGUGGAUCCACUACACCUGGAGCACUACCUGUCUCAAAAUGAUUUCAAGGUUGCUUUGGGAAUGACGUGGAACGAAUACAACUGCCUAUCAGAUGAACAAAAAAUGAACCUCAAGAAAAGCAAAGGACUUUGAUCUGAUGGAAAAGCGCUGUGAUCUGAUGUCAACAGAAACAAUGAUAUGUUCUUGUAAAAUGAUGACAAUCCCAUGUACAGUACAGUGUAAUUGUGAGUGUGUUACACAGUGAGUGAGUUUUCUUUCAGCCUGUUUAUAUAACGUCCAGCACUCAUUUUUGGCCAAAGCUCUGUGCUCACAGCUACAUUAGACUGAACGGUUUACUCUUUACUAUUACUUUGACAAAUAGCUGCCAUGUUUUUCUUUGCGAUUUCUUUCUUCCCCUCCUCCAUCCUUCAGUGCAGCUGUUUCGUUCUUUAUCUCUCCUGUCUGCCAUCAGUCUCCUCUUUAAACACAAGCAGCACAUGUGAAUAUGAGGUGUGGGAGAUUUCCUUAACUUUCAGCUGAAUUUAGUAAUGCUUAUUUUGAAAUAAAAACACAUGAUGUA
This is a messenger RNA of Misgurnus anguillicaudatus (oriental weatherfish), 5353 nucleotides long. The record is from RefSeq and is a predicted model, not a curated record. NCBI's taxonomy places the organism in Eukaryota, Metazoa, Chordata, Actinopteri, Cypriniformes, Cobitidae.